This is a messenger RNA of Heteronotia binoei (common prickly gecko), 1787 nucleotides long. RefSeq names its product zinc finger protein 420-like. Lineage: Eukaryota; Metazoa; Chordata; Lepidosauria; Squamata; Gekkonidae. The transcript has a single exon. Gene Ontology annotation, biological process: regulation of transcription by RNA polymerase II. The record is from RefSeq and is a predicted model, not a curated record. Bases 1 to 1698 code for a protein of 565 amino acids. Gene Ontology annotation, molecular function: DNA-binding transcription factor activity; RNA polymerase II cis-regulatory region sequence-specific DNA binding.
AUGAACCUGGACAGGAAACAGAAUGAGGGAAAUCCGGAAGAGAACGAUAUGGAUCAAAGAAGCAGUGAAGCCACUGCUUAUCGUUGGAAUGGUGACUGCCAAGAAACAAUAUACAAAGGAAAGGGAAGGAUUCAGUGCUCGGUCUGUGAGAAGAGCUUUGCUAGUAUAUCGACCCUUAAAGUGCAUUGGAAAACCCACACAGGGGAAAAACCAUAUGACUGCCUGCAGUGCGGGAAGAGAUUUAGCCAUCCUUCAACUCUUACUGUACAUCAAAGAACUCACACAGGAGAGAAACGAUAUAAAUGUCUGGAAUGCGGAAAGAGCUUUAUGCUCAGCACAAACCUCAUUUUGCAUCAAAGAAUCCACACCGGAGAGAAACCCUAUCAGUGUUUGGAAUGCGGAAAGAGCUUCAGCCUGAAGAAAAGCCUUACUCUUCAUCAAAGAAUCCACACAGGAGAAAAACCAUACAAAUGCCUGGAAUGCGGAAAGAGUUUCAGCCAGAAGUCAAGUCUCAAUAUCCACCAAGGAACGCACACCGGAGAGAAACGGUACAAAUGUUUUGAAUGCGGAAAGAAAUUCAUCCAGAGCACAACUCUCAUCUUGCAUCAAAGAAUCCACACAGGAGAAAGACCCUAUAAAUGUCUGGAAUGCGGAAAAAGCUUUAUUGUGAAAUCAAGCCUGACUCUUCAUCAAAGAAUUCACAUGGGAAUAAAACCAUUUAAAUGUCUGGAGUGUGGAAAGACCUUUAAUGAAAGCACGCGUCUUCUUCGACAUCAAAGAAUUCAUAUAAGAGAACAAUCGUUUCAGAUCCUCGAGUCUGGAAAGGGUUGCAGGCGGAGUGCAAAUCUCACCACACAUCCAAGAACCCACUCAGGCGAAAAACGGUAUAAAUGUUUGGACUGUGGAAAAAGCUUUAUGCUCAGUACAACCCUCAUUAUACAUCAAAGAAUCCACACAGGCGAAAAACCAUACACAUGUUCAGAGUGCGGGAAAAGCUUUAUGCGGAGCACAACCCUCAUUGUACAUAAAAGGACCCACACUGGAGAAAAACCAUAUAUUUGCUCAGAAUGUGGAAAGAGUUUUAUGCAAAGUGCAAAUCUCAUAAUACAUCAAAGAACCCACACAGGCGAGAAACCAUACAAAUGCUUGGAGUGCGGAAGGAGCUUCAUUCAGAAUUCAAGCCUUACUGCCCACCAAAGAAGCCACACUGGGGAAAAGCUAUACCACUGUUCAGAAUGUGGAAAGAAAUUCACACGGAAUGCGAACCUCAUGAUACAUCAAAUACUGCACACGGGGGAGAAACCAUACAAAUGCUUGGAAUGUGGGAGGAGCUUUACUCUGAACAAAAGACUUAUUAACCAUCAAAGAAUCCACACCGACAUGAAGCCAUUUAAAUGCAUGGAUUGCGGGAAAAGCUUCAGUCACAGCAUAACUCUUAAGAGACAUAAAAAUAUUCAGACAGGUGAAUGUAAAAAGGGAUCCAGUCAGAUUCAAAAGAAUCCAAGAUCCCAAACAAAAAAGAAACCAUAUCAAUGCCUGGAGUGUAAGAGUUGCUUCAGUCACAACUCAAACCUUCUUAGACACCAGCUAAUCCACACAGGGGAGAAGCCCUUUAAAUGUCAGGAAUGCGGCUAUGGCUUCAGCCAGCACUCAAACCUUAUGAGACAUAUGCUUAUUCACUCAAGGGGAAAACAAUAGCAAUGCUUAGAUUGCAAGGAAAGCUCUUGUCCGUGAACUCAGCAAGAACAAAGCAUCCAUUUGGGUGGAUUGUCUGAAGAAAUUGGCAU